AUGGGGCGGCGGCGGCGGGGGGCGCUGCCGGAGCCGGCGGGCGGCUGCUCCUGCUGCCUGGCGGCGGCGCUGCCGCUGCUGCUGCUGCUGCUGCCCGCCGGGUGCCCGGUGCGGGCGCAGAACGACACGGAGCCCAUCGUCCUGGAGGGCAAGUGCCUGGUGGUCUGCGACUCCAGCCCCUCGGCCGACGGCGCCAUCACCUCCUCGCUGGGGAUCUCGGUGCGCUCGGGCAGCGCCAAGGUGGCCUUCUCGGCCACCCGCAGCACCAACCACGAGCCCUCCGAGAUGAGCAACCGCACCAUGACCAUCUACUUCGACCAGGUAUUAGUUAAUAUUGGCAACCAUUUUGAUCUUACUUCCAGUAUAUUUGUAGCACCAAGAAAAGGGAUAUAUAGUUUCAGUUUCCACGUGGUCAAGGUCUAUAACAGACAAACCAUCCAGGUAAGUUUAAUGCAAAACAACUACCCAGUGAUUUCAGCUUUUGCAGGGGAUCAGGACGUCACCAGAGAAGCAGCCAGCAAUGGGGUCUUGCUCCUCAUGGAAAGAGAAGACAAAGUGCAUCUCAAACUGGAAAGGGGUAACCUCAUGGGAGGGUGGAAAUAUUCAACCUUUUCCGGCUUCUUAGUCUUUCCUCUAUAAAAGAAGGCCAAAUAGGAGACAGAUCCAUGAGCCGGAGCAAGGAUUCAAUUGUUAAUGACACACUGAACUUGGCAGCACAUGACAAUAUUUUCGGUCACCCCGUCAGACUGUCACAGUAGAAGAAUGAUAACCUUCUAAACUCCAACAUUUGCUUUGAAUAUUGACAAUUCCUUGGAACCUGCGCCUCUAAUUAGUUUUAGACGACAGUGAUCUUUAGGAGAAAUGAAAUUAUCGACCUGAGCAAUUUGUACCUGUGAUUGUAAAGUCAGUUUUGGAUUUUAUUGUUGGGAUCAUUGACUUUCUUAUUCUUUUGAUUUUUUCAUCUCUUUCAUUUUUUCCUCUUUUUCUUUCUCUUGUUGUUGUCCCAAUGAAACAAAUAACUCGGACCACAGAAUCGCUUUGUCAAAGGCUCACUCUAGAGCCAGAAGAAUGGAGUGUUCAGCCCAAUGAGGUGUUCUUCCAUGCUUUAUUUCUUUGUGUUGUAUAGCCUUAAGGAAAAAAAAGAAAAAAAAAAAAAAGAAAAGAAAAAAAAGGAAAAAAAAAGAAUGGCUUCAGUCUCAGUCCUGUAUUUUUUCUGGGGGAGGGGGAUUCUGGACAUUACUGUGUCAAGAAGUGCUUUAUCCAGUGAAGCAAAAUUUGCACGAUUGGAACCUUAUUUGUGUUGUUCGUGUUUUCAUCAACUUUUUAUUUUUCCUGAUCUUUGUUUGUGUGUACUAAAAAUGUAAGCUAGAUUGAUCAAUAAGACAAAACAAAGCACAUAUAUACCCUGUAGCUCUAAGUAAAGCUAACCAGUGAACAAUUUCUGUCUGCACUUUCCAGCUGAUCUUUAUAGACCUAUUUAGAGAGAGAGAAAGAGAGAGUAAGAGAGCUACAUGAUCCUUCAAUUACAAUCUGGAAACCGGUAAAGGAACUGACAUUUCUGACUUGUCCUGACAUUUCUAGAAGCAACAGUGGAGGCUUUGAAUAUCUUCUCUGUCCAUACCCUAAAAUAUAUACUUUCUUUGCAUUACCAUAUUUUGGAGGUUUUUAUCUGAUAUUUAUUUGAUAUAUUUGUCCACUAAUGCUUGAGUACACAUUGUGGGAGCACAGAGAGAUGGCAGAGCAAAGUUUUCCUCUUCCAAAUUAAAUAAAACCAUCUCUGCUUGAGCUGUCUGUGGCAAGUAUUGUAGGAGUAGGCACAAGCAUCUUUGACAGCCUUAGGGAGAGGCGCCUCAGAGGGAGAGUGGCCUCAGAGGAUCCACAAAUGCUCCAGAAGCUGGCACAGGUGCCAUGCAUAUAUUCGCUGCGUCUGCUCUUCCCAACACAAAUGGCCUCAAAGUUCUAGAGUUGGACUGACAUCGGUAUUGAACACUGAGAAAAUUAUUGUCCCAAUCAACAAGAGGUAAAAUAUCAGGCCAAUGUCAAUUGUAUCCUUUUGCCUCUUUCUCAAUAAACUGAUCCUGUUUCUUCAGUUUUUUAAUUUUAUUUUUCAGUUCAGUGGGAUUUUUUGGAUUUUUUGAAAUGGUGUACUAGACAACAUGUGAGGAAAAUCUUGUUUGAGGAGAUCCAGGAGGAAUGUUUAUUUUAUAGAAUUUUUAUCAAUAUUUAUUUAGUUUUAAAUGUGCCAUUUUAUUAUGAAUCCCCUAAGGAUGGAUGUGCAUAAGAAUUUAUUUUUUGUCAAAUUUACUUCUCUGCCACAACCAAAUAUAAUGGAAAGGCAUUUUCAGGAAAGCGGUGGUAACUACAUUGUAUUUCAAAAUUAUGGUGGACAUGUCAUUUUCAUUGUAAAUUUAUCAUUCAAGGGACAAAAUUAAAGUCAUAUAUUCUUAAAAAACCCUUAUCUGUGUUGCUUAUAUACCUCAGAUGACUAAUAUAUAAGCCAAUUUAAUAUUUAACAUUUUUGUGCAUUUUGACCAUUGAUGUGGUUUGUUUGCUUUGCUGUUUCACUUUCUCAGUUACUUAAUGAAUUGGUUUCAGGUUGUUGGUUUCUUAAAUGGGUUGCAUUUUCUAGUUCCUCUUUGUGCUUUGGCAUGACUGCAAUGUUUCUAGUUGCAAAAUAUCACAGGGCUAAGUUUCAGUACAUGAAGUAAAACCUGAGUCAGCAGCAACCUUUUUUUAUUAAAAUACAAUAAAUACAGUUAUCUUAA
Melospiza melodia melodia is the source of this 2765-nucleotide messenger RNA. RefSeq names its product cerebellin 2 precursor (gene CBLN2). The record is from RefSeq and is a predicted model, not a curated record. Gene Ontology annotation, cellular component: synapse. The coding region runs from base 1 to 639 and encodes 212 amino acids. The transcript is spliced from 3 exons. Lineage: Eukaryota; Metazoa; Chordata; Aves; Passeriformes; Passerellidae. Gene Ontology annotation, molecular function: protein binding. Gene Ontology annotation, biological process: maintenance of synapse structure.